Molecule: messenger RNA, 1556 nt
Organism: Amoebophrya sp. A25
Lineage: Eukaryota; Dinophyceae; Syndiniales; Amoebophryaceae
Source: the annotation of a GenBank genome assembly
AUGGCAUCCGUCGACUGGCCUGGACUGCUCACUUGGAGCACGAAGUACCACGAUGGGACAGCACCUACAGAGUUUAAGCGCAUGUCCAAGGAGGACAAGGAGUUCCUAGAGAAGGCUAUGGAGGAUGCGUUUUCCAAGAUUGAAGAUUUUAACAAGGUGCUCGAUGACGGAUUGAGGAAGCUUGAAGCGGCUGAGGAUGCGGAGGUAUAUUAAGAUAUUUGCAUUUCUGUUUUCAAUUGUUCCUGUUCAAAACAGAUGUUUGAUGGCCUCGCAUUUGAGACAAAAUAUCAAUGAAUCAAUUAGAGGCUCUCAAUGAGUCCAUUUGAGGGUCCUCGCAAUGGAGAGUCUAUUUUUGAGCCAAUAAAACAUUGUCAAUCAUACUUUUCUAAACAACAACAGACUGCCAUCGUCGCGUGCGAGAUCAUCGAUCGGUGUGUCGACGAUCCCGAUUGUGCCAGGAAUUUAGAGGUUUUCAAUGGCAUUGCGCCUCUGUUGAAGAAUGCGCUUUCGACUAACGCCGACGUUUCAGAGAGAUGCUGUAGUAUCUUGUCGAUGAUGCUGGCGAACAAUGAGCAGAUGCAGAAAGCCGCUAUCGGAAAACAUAAGGCCUUAGAGGUUCUCUUUCCGAGGGGGUCGGCAGACGAGCGAUUGUUGCAAACUCGGAAAAAAAUCAAGCUACUGGCAGACAUUGUGCGCGGCUUGCCAGAGGCCGAAGAAGCCUUUAUUACGGAACACGUAGGAAUCGGCUGGCUGUGCAGAGCUUUGUUGGAGCCUCCUCGGGCUGCUGAGCAGUCUGAUUCUGCGUCCUCUAGUACUUCUGAAUAUGCAGCAGUGAGAGAACGAGUUGUGACGUUUUUACGACACCUUUUGGCAGCCUCAGGGGACAGAGUGCGCAAGGAAGAAGUCUCGUUGGCCGGAACUUUGGCAUACGUCUACAGCAACGAGAGUCACGCGACAUUUCUCGAGACUGCCAGUUUGCAAUACACCGAAAAUCUGGCACAGCUAACUCUAGUUGCUGCGAAGGAAAGUCCUGUGGUAGCGGUUGAGGUGGAAGCAGGAGUUAAGCGUCGGAUGGAGUUCCUCUUGAGAAAAGCAACCGAUCCGGAAACCGCCGAAUACUAUGCAGUCGAGAUCGAAGAACUAAAAGCGAUUUUGGCUUUGGCAAAAGCAGCGCACGAAGAACGAAGCGCCUUCCACGCACUUUCCACUACUACUUGCGAACAAACGAAGGGAACAUCUAAGCCACGUUCAAUCAUCUAAGUACACAAGAUUGUCGCAGUAAUUCUUGUAAGUACUUAUUUGGGAAGAUGAACGACUUGACACUUGUACCUACUAUUGUUCAACAUUACAACGAACAAAACGAAAACCCAUGAUGCAAAAAUUAGUUGAUGAAAAGCACUUCACCCUUUCCUAUCUUUCCUGGUUAGUCUACUUUACCUGUUGAAGAGGAAGCAGCAACCGGGAACAAAAACCUUCUUACGAAUUUGUACAUGCAUUACCUAACGUUUUGAUGUCCCUGGGGAUGAAAAGCAAAAUACGCCACUUUCGGCCUACCA